This is a messenger RNA of Balearica regulorum gibbericeps (East African grey crowned-crane), 748 nucleotides long. NCBI's taxonomy places the organism in Eukaryota, Metazoa, Chordata, Aves, Gruiformes, Gruidae. The record is from RefSeq and is a predicted model, not a curated record.
AUGACUUCCCUUUUCCGUCAGUCUGUAACCUGUAUUGACAGAGCAAUUUAUGUUGACACAUUUAUUUCCCAAACGCUAAAAGGAGAAAAUCUAUCCAAGAAAGCAAAGGAAAAAAGGGAAGUUCUUCUUAAGAAGAUAAAAGAUGUUAAAGCAAGUUAUCCUCAAGAAUUCCAGGAUAAAGAACUGGAAGAUGAGGAAGAGUCUGAGGGCUCUUUUCCUUCGCCUCCUGAUAGUGUCUCACUAGCAUCUGACCGAUAUGAUAAAGAGGAUGAAGCACCCUCUGAUGGCAAUCAGUUUCCUCCUAUUGCAGCUCAAGAUCUUCAGUUUGUUUUAAAGGCUGGAUACCUGGAAAAACGCAGGAAAGACCACAGUUUUCUCGGCUUUGAAUGGCAAAAGCGUUGGUGUGCUAUCAGUAAGACGGUCUUCUAUUAUUAUGGAAGUGAAAAAGACAAACAACAGAAAGGUGAAUUUGCCUUAGAGGGCUACACCAUCAGAAUGAAUAAUAGCCUUCGGAAGGAUGCAAAGAAAGAUUGCUGUUUUGAAAUCUCUGCUCCUGAUAAGCGCAUUUAUCAGUUCACAGCUGCCACUCCCAAAGAAGCAGAGGAAUGGGUACAGCAAGUCAAAUUUGUAAUUCAAGAUAUGGAAUCUAAUACUAUUCCUGAGGAGGAGGAGGAGGAAGAGGAAUAUGACGAUGUUGGACAAGUGAGCAGUGAACCAAUAGAUGAUAGCAUUUAUGAAGAAGUUAAAG